AAUCUCCGGUUUCUUCUUCGAAAACCCUGUAACAGAAGAAGCCAAAAAGUGUUAACCAUGGAGAAGGUUUCAGCAGCUUGCGCCAUGGAAUGGAGCAUCAAGCUCGAGAAAUCUCUUCGUUCUAAAAACCCAGUUAAAGCUGUUGAAGCUAUCUUAGAGACUGGUGGGAAGCUUGAACAGUGGAGCAAAGAACCAGAAUCUGCAAUUGCUGUUUACAAUUUAUUUGGUUUGGUUCCGGAAGAAGAUAAGCUCUUUUCAAAUACUAUAUUGUUGAGGCUAGUUGACGCUUUUUGUGUUGGGGAGAAGCUUGUUAUGCUUGCUGUUGUCCGGGUUUUUAUGUCUAUGUUCAAGCUAAGCCGAGGGAAGAACAAGAGUGAAUCAGCAACUUGGUUUUUGUCAAAGGCUAAGGUGUAUAACCACUUGGAAAUUCUUUUACGAGUGAAGAAUGUUUAUGACAAGGGUGAUACUGAGGCUAAAGCUUUGGCUUUGAUUCUUUUUGGUUGUUGGAGAGAUUUUGCCAAUGAAUUUGCUCCCGUGCGGUACUUGAUUUUCACCAGUAUGGUUUCUUCACAUGAUCUGAAGGUAAGAUCAGCUCUGUUUGCAGCAGCUUGCUUUUGUGAAGUAGCAGAUGACUUUGCAUUGGUUCUUUUGGGGAUGUUAAAUGACAUGGUGAAGUUCCCUGAAAUAAUGCCAAAGACCAGGUUAGCUGCUGUGCGAGUUUUUGCAAAAAUGGGAUGCUCGCAUGCAAUUGCUAAUAGAGCAUUCAAGAUCUGUAUGAAGCUAAUGCUGGACUCCCCAAAAGAGGACAAUUUGAUUCCAUUCCUGGUUUCCUUGACUAAGCUUGCUUCAAGAUCUACUCAUCUUGCUUCGGAACUGACAGAAGUUAUCAUGCCCUUUCUGAGUGAAGAUAAGACUUCUCAUGUGCGAGCUGCGGUAUUGAGAUGUCUCCACUUUCUCAUAGAAAGAGGGAUGUGCUUCUCUCUUGCCCAUGAAAGAGAAAUUGCAAGUGUUUCAAGCUUGCUAAAGCAAGAAGAUCUCUCAUCAGAUAUGCAACUUAAAGCUCUUCAAAUUUUCCAGAAGAUACUUGUCUACAAACUAUGCAUGGCUGAUGCAUCUGAAUUACAUCAGCUCAUAGCUAUUGUUGAGAAUGCAUCUCUUUCUCAGAUCUUUACAAGCAGUUGUUUCGCUAUAAGUAUUUUGGUGGGUAUAUGGAAAGAAAUAGAACGGACUGCAGAAAUAAGAUCAAUCGAGGUUUCUUCAACAUCUCUGCCUCUGCAGCUCGUUGUAUUAAUCAUGGACAGGGUCACCUUACUGGGGCGGUUAUGUUCUGAUCCUUUUCAAGCUGACUAUGCAGUAGUUAGUGAGGUUCAAGACCUCUUGAAGGUUCUCCACCUAUUAGUAGGAAAAUAUUCUGAACUGAGGCUGCUAGUUCUUGAAAAAGUCAGAUUAUUCCUAGAGUUUAUUGUGAAGGGCUUAAGAAAACCAGAUGGAGCUCAUGAAUUGCUGUUUGGUGUUAUCAAUUAUAAAGGCAAAAGAGGGGCGGUGAUGAGGUCAGAGUUUCUAGCAUUAAUACACAAGUUCCUGAUAGUGUUCUUGGAGAAUCUUGAGGGCAAUGAUAAUCUUUUGUCUGAAAUUUACGAAAAGGUGAAAAAUAUCACUGAGUUUGUACGUUCAUGCAGCGUCAUUGAUUUCCACACACAAAUGAUAUUUACACUGCUAUUACAUUCGCCGAUUCUUUGGGGAUUCUCUGUGAAUGAUGAUGCAGGAAAUUCAGGCGUCUCACUUGUUGCUGAUAUAGUUAACUAUGGAAUCAGAUCUCUUGACUGUUCAAAUCAGAUUUUAACGGAGAGAAACUAUUGGCCUGCUUACAGAGCUGGAGUUUUCGCAGCACGUUUGGGUGCUUGGGUCACGUCUGCUAUGAUUUUUGACCAGCUGAAAACCAACGUCCAGUCUGAUAUUAACUGUUGCUGGUUAAAGUCAUUAACCUAUUUAUCCCAUGCUGAGGGAAAAUUCCAACUGCUUCUCACUCCAAGUGAUAGUGUCGAGUUAGUCAAUUGGCUGAAAAGUAACAAUUAUCUACCAGAACUCUCCAAAGAUGCAUCUGGAGAGUUUGCACACUGUGUAGCUCUUCAUGAAGCUUAUAUGAAUUUACAAUCGUCUCUGGGAAUGUUGGGAAAUAUUAUAGCAUCAAGGGAAGUGUUUUGUUUCCAAACGUGGCUCUUGGUACUAAAGACUCGGUUACUUGAAACCGUGCUUGAACUCGUCGAAUGCCUCGGGCUGCUUAAUCAAGAUAUCCACAACAAGAAGCAGGUGGAGGAAAAGAUCUCGACUGGUUGCAAUUCCCUGCAACAGCUUCCUCGGAUUUCUAUUCAGCUACAAAAGUUGGCAAAGGAAUUUGAUAUGUUGGCGACAUGUUUUAUAGACAUAGACGAUAGCAGUUCUAGCAUUAUCAUGACAUUUUCACUGAGCUGUUCAGUUCUGGCUUUUUCUGCUGGAAUCGUUCUUUUCCUACCAAGUUUUUCUUUUCAUGAAGCGUUUGUUCCUUUCACUUCACAAAGUGGUCUGUGCUCGAGGCUAGUACAAGAUUUAGUUCGGCGGCUGUGGAAAGUGGACCCUGAAAUCUGCAAAAAGCUCAACAUAUUCGUUAAGACAAACGAUUCUUUAAACUGUCUCCAUUUGCAACCUAGGAAUCAGGUAUUGAGAGUCUGUGGCAAAGUGAAGAUGUUGCUCUCUAUUUGCAGAGACGCUCUUUCAUGCAUUUAUGGAUUGCAGAAUCAGUCAAUAUCAAUGCACAAAGAGGAGAUUAUGUCUGAGAUUACUAAAAGUUGCAGGAAUCUACUGUCACAAGCAAUUAUGAAAUGGAUGCAUAUUCCUAUUGGCAUUCCAAAGUAUUUCUUCAACAUAAGGCCUUGUGUUGGUGCCGAGCUAUUUGCUCUUAGUUCAGAGAGUAGCAAACGUACUCCUGAUACAGUUUCGGUGGAACAAGGCUUUCAACUGUCACUAGAUCUUUGUCUUCAGUUGAAAAACGUACAACAACAGCAAGUCCCUGUUCGACUUAACAAACUGUAUUGCCUUCUCUAUACUAAACUAGCUUAUCACACUCCAACUCAACACGGUGAAACCAACCGAAACCAAAAGUCUUAUUCCCCAUGGAGAGAUGAAGAUCUGGUAGAAAUGAGUAACAAGCUAUUCCAUCAUGCUAUAAAGUCUGGUAAGAAGCCGGAAGUUUCAGGUCGAUUAGAAUGGACCAAGAGUGGUGUUUCUACGGUUGUGGAGUUCGAACCAAACGAGAGAGGACAAGGUUUUUCGAGCUGCUUGCUAGACGUUUCUCGUUUCCCAGUUGGUUCAUAUCAAAUAAAAUGGCUAAGCUGCUGCAUUGACCAACAUGGUUCUUACUGGACUCUUCUACCUCUCAAUGGCAAACCUUUGUUUACCAUUAAGAAAGCUUCAUGACUAGAAUAAGUGUUAGUUUUGAUA
This is a messenger RNA of Arabidopsis arenosa, 3477 nucleotides long. The record is from the annotation of a GenBank genome assembly. Lineage: Eukaryota; Viridiplantae; Streptophyta; Magnoliopsida; Brassicales; Brassicaceae.